UCCUGAGGACAGAGGAUGCCCAGCAUAGCUUACAGCAUGGGGAUCCUGCUGGCCCUGGCAGGUGCCACGGUCACGCAGGGCUGCGGUGAGUGUCACUCCUCCUGCAGCGGCAGCGCAGACACACCGGUGACACUGCAGGGGGACGAGUGGAUGACGCACAGGGCUCCUGCUGACCUGCCCUCAGCGGCACAGGGGUGCCAGGCUGCAGAUCCCUGCCCCUGCCAGGUCCAGAAGCUGCUGCACCGCAUGGAGGAAUCCGUCAAGUUUGACAAACCACCGAACCCCAGCAUCCUGCUGGCCAUGAACCUGGCUGGAGCCACCCACGGCCACGUCCACAGCUGGCUGCUCCAGGAGAUAAAGAAGGAUGCAGUGGAGAGAGCCCAGACAGACAUGACCUCGGGACAGGUGGCUCUGUAUGUCCUUGCCCUCCUCUCCUCCUGCCAGGACCCCCACUGCGUCCAUGCCACGGGGAAGACCAUCCACCUGGUCCCCAUCCUGAAGGAGAAAAUGAAUGAGGAGAUCAGCAGAAAAGGUACACAGGGACAUGAGGGAAGGACUGGGGGGACUGGGGCGUGUCACCCACGCUGCACCCCAUCAGCUCACCCCUCUUUGCCUUGCAGAGAUCACCUGGUACAAUGAGAGCCUGGACAUC
Molecule: messenger RNA, 652 nt
Organism: Ficedula albicollis (Collared flycatcher)
Lineage: Eukaryota; Metazoa; Chordata; Aves; Passeriformes; Muscicapidae
Exons: 2
Coding region: 16-639 (207 amino acids)
Biological process (GO): cobalamin transport
Molecular function (GO): cobalamin binding
Source: RefSeq, a predicted model, not a curated record